AUGUCCCUCCUUUCGCCUGAAAUUCAUGCGGAGCUGAGCCAGCUUUUGCAAGCCUUACAGUCACCUGAAAAUGGCAUUCGCUCCCAGGCGGAGGAGCACCUUCAAAAUAACUGGACGAACACCAGACCCGAAGUCCUUCUAAUGGGCCUUGCUGAACAGAUCCAGGGGGCCGAAGACACCACGACGCGAACCUUUGCUUCCGUUAUCUUCCGUCGAAUUGCCUCCAAAUCAGUCAAACCAGAUGGCGGAAACACCAUCGAUCUGUUCAUGUCUCUCGGCAACGACCAUGCAAUUGCCAUCCGCCAAAAACUCCUCGAGACACUCGGCUCUGAAGCCGACAAAAACGUUCGCAAUAAAAUUAGCUAUGCUGUCGCAGAGGUGGCUAGACAGUACACUGAGAAUUCAAGCAACUGGCCCGAGCUGCUGGUCGCCCUCUUUCAGUUGAGCCAAGCCCCCGAGGCCGAGAAGCGGGAAACGGCUUUCCGUGUAUUCGCCACGACGCCGGCCAUUAUUGAGCAGCAACAUGCUGGCGUGAUUGUUGAGGCCUUCCAAAAGGGCUUCAGCGACGAUGCUGUCCUUGUCCGGCUAGCCGCAAUGGAAGCCUUUGCUGCAUUCUUUAGGACGCUCGGGAAGAAGGAGUUCUCGAAAUACUACGAUUUGCUACCAUCCGUUCUCAACAUCCUUCCUCCAAUCAAAGACUCUCAAGAUUCGGACCACCUCAGACAGGCUCUCAUUGCUCUCAUGGAACUUGCGGAGACAGCACCCAAAAUGUUUAAGCCCCUUUUCUCAAACCUCGUGCAGUUCAGCAUAUCCGUUAUUCAGGAAAAAGAAUUAGACGAUGUUUGCAGGCAGAGCGCACUCGAGCUUAUGACGACAUUUGCCGACUUCGCACCAUCCAUGUGCCGAAAGGACUCUUCUUACACGAAUGAUAUGAUCACUCAAUGUUUGAGUCUCAUGACUGAUCUGGGCGAGGACGACGAUAAUGCUGCAGAAUGGUUAGAGUCUGACGAUCUCGACCAGGACGAGAACGACCAGAACCACGUAGCCGGCGAGCAAACUAUGGAUCGUCUGGCCACCAAGCUUGGUGGGCAAACCAUACUUGCACCCACUUUCAAUUGGCUUCCCCGCAUGAUGAGUUCGAUGGCCUGGAGGGAUAGACAUGCAGCCCUUAUGGCAAUCUCGGCCAUUUCUGAAGGUUGUCGCAGUCUGAUGAUCGGGGAGCUUAGCCAGGUUCUUGACCUGGUUAUUCCUGCCCUCCAGGAUCCCCAUCCUCGUGUGCGAUGGGCUGGCUGCAAUGCUCUUGGCCAAAUGAGCACCGACUUUGCACCUACAAUGCAAACCGACUACUACGACCGUGUCCUCAAGGCAAUCAUCCCAGUGCUUGGGUCUCCUGAAGGCCGAGUCAAGUCGCAUGCCGCUGCUGCCCUGGUCAACUUUUGUGAGGAAGCAGAAAAGACCGUUUUGGAGCCAUACCUUGACGAGCUUCUCUCACAUCUCUUCCAGCUUCUGUCUAGCGACAAGAGAUAUGUACAAGAGCAAGCUCUAUCCACUAUUGCGACAAUUGCAGAUGCAGCCGAGGCAGCAUUCUCAAAGUAUUACGAUACUUUGAUGCCUCUGCUGUUGAAUGUGCUUCAGCAGCCUGGCGAGAAGGAGAACAGGCUGUUGCGCGCAAAGGCUAUGGAAUGUGCCACCUUGAUCGCCUUGGCUGUCGGCAAAGAGAGACUUGGCCAGAAUGACACAAUGACUCUCGUGACUAUUUUGGCCAAUAUUCAGGCCAGUGUCACGGAGCCUGAUGACCCCCAGGGACAGUACCUAAUGCACUGCUGGGGCCGAAUGUGCCGCGUACUUGGUUCUGAUUUCCUUCCAUUCCUUGACACGGUUAUUCCUCCUCUGCUAAAGCUGGCAACUGCCAAGGCCGAUAUUCAGUUGCUGGAUGACGACGAACAGGUGGACCAGAUUCAAUCCGAGGAAGGCUGGGAGCUUGUUCCUCUGAAGGGCAAGAUGAUCGGAAUCCGCACAAGCACCAUGGAGGAUAAGCACAUGGCUAUCGAACUCCUUGUUCUCUACGCCUCAGUUCUUGAGGGUGCCUUUGCACCUUACGUUGCUAACUUGAUGGAAAAGGUUGCCCUGCCUGGUCUUGCUUUCUACUUCCACGAUCAAGUCCGAUAUACCUCCGCCAAAUUGGUACCCCAGCUUCUGAGUUCAUACAAGAAGGCCUACGGCUGCCCCUCGAAUGAGCUCGCCGGUUUAUGGUCGGCAACUGUAGAGAAGGUCCUCGAAGUUCUUCCUGCAGAGCCCGCCAUCGACACUCUUGCAGAGAUGUAUCAGUGUUUCUACGAGUCCGUCGAGGUCCUAGGGAAGGACUGCCUGACUCCCAACCACAUGACUCAGUUCAUUGAUUCGGCAAACUCAGCUCUUGAGGACUACAAGGACCGAGUCAACCAGCGGGCAGCUGAUAAGGAGGGCGCCACGGCUGACGAUGUCGAAGAUGAGGCUGACGAACUUUUGAUUGCCAUCGAAGACGAUCAAACUCUGCUCUCAGACAUGAACAAGGCGUAUCACUCCAUCUUCAAGCACCACGGUGCUGCCUUCCUACCAGCUUGGGGUAAGCUCAUGACAACGUAUGAGGGUUUCCUCAACUCCUCCGACCCUACACAGCAACAAUGGGCUAUUUGCAUAAUGGAUGAUGUGCUCGAGUACUGUGGCCCGGAGAGUGUACGAUAUGCAAACUACAUCAGCAAACCCUUGCUUGAGGGCUGCCAAAAUGCGUCACCAGCUAUUCGACAAGCCGCAGCCUACGGCAUCGGCAUGGCUGCCCACAAGGGAGGGGCUUCUUGGUCCCAGUUUGUGGGCGGAUCGGUGCCGUUCCUAUUCCAGGCCACCCAAGUUCCCAAUGCUAGAGACGAAGACAACGUCUACGCCACAGAGAAUGCUUGUGCAGCUAUUGCCAAGAUUCUCCAUUUCAAUGCAGGAAAUGUCGCCGAUGUUCAGUCUGUGACGACGCAGUGGGUGGAGACACUACCUGUGGUCAAUGACGAGGAGGCAGCUCCCUACGCAUACCUUUACCUCGUAGAACUGAUCAACCAGCAACACCCAGCUGUUUUCGGUCAGGCUCCAAAGAUAUUCGAAUUUAUUGCCAAGGCCCUUGAAGGCGAGGCGUUACAAGGUCAAACAGCCAGCCGCGUGGCCGUAGCCACCAAGGCCUUGCUCGCGGCUACUAAUGUGGACCCUACCCCAUUGCUGCAGAACUUUUCACCGGAAGCUCAACAAACAAUCAUGGGGUACUUCUCAUAG
Messenger RNA from Clonostachys rhizophaga, 3294 nucleotides. The record is from the annotation of a GenBank genome assembly. Lineage: Eukaryota; Fungi; Ascomycota; Sordariomycetes; Hypocreales; Bionectriaceae.